Messenger RNA from Schistocerca nitens (vagrant locust), 2629 nucleotides. Its product is annotated as ATP-binding cassette subfamily G member 4-like. Gene Ontology annotation, molecular function: ATP hydrolysis activity; ATP binding; ABC-type transporter activity. NCBI's taxonomy places the organism in Eukaryota, Metazoa, Arthropoda, Insecta, Orthoptera, Acrididae. The record is from RefSeq and is a predicted model, not a curated record. The transcript is spliced from 13 exons. Gene Ontology annotation, cellular component: plasma membrane. Bases 207 to 2093 code for a protein of 628 amino acids.
AGACCAUUACGGUGGCGACGGACACGACGGAGUGCGGUAAGCCGCACGUAGCGGCGGCUGCAGCCUGGCCUGUUGACGCGGGGAUCAGCUGGGAGGCUCCCCGGUUGCCCGUGGAAGGGGCAAGCGUGGAGGGGCGCGAGGAAGCGGCGCCCGCCUUAUUUACCAGCCGGCUGUGUCAGUCGCCCACCAGCCACCGCGUCAACACCAUGGCACAGCUCGCAGCCGGCAGCGAGAGCGAUCGCGAACUGGCGUCCCGGCGCCCCACCAUGGCCACGCUCAACACGCUGGCCAUCAAGGCGCCCGUCGACGUCGACUUCCGCGACAUCACUUACGUCGCCGGCAAGACGACUAUCCUGCAAGGCGUGACGGGGCGGUUCAGCAGCGGUCAGCUGACCGCCAUCAUGGGCUCCUCCGGUGCGGGCAAGAGCUCCCUCAUGGACAUUCUCACUGGCAACAGGUUACGAGGUGUGUCGGGCUCAGUGCUGGUAAACGGCAAGCCACGGAAUCUACAGAGCUUUCGUCGCGUCUCCUGUUACGUCAUGCAGGAGGACAUCCUGCAGCCGAAUCUCAAGCUAAUCGAGGCAAUGAUGGUUGCAGCCAGGCUCAAGCUGGACCCAGACCUGACCGAGCACCAGAGGAGGGCUGUCGUGGAUGAGGUGCUGGCCGCCCUGGGGCUGUCUCAUUGCAGCAGCACCUUCACCGACAAGCUGUCUGGUGGAGAGCGCAAGAGGUUCAGCAUCGCCCAGGAGCUCGUCAACAACCCGUCCGUCAUUUUCAUCGAUGAGCCUACCACAGGUCUGGAUCACCAAGCCAGCUCCCUGUGUGUACGACUACUGAAGGAGUUAGCACAUCAAGGACGCACAAUCAUCUGUUCUAUCCACCAGCCAGGUGCAGCUGUCUUCAAGCAAUUUGACCAGUUGUAUGUUAUGGCUACUGGGCGAUGUGCAUACCAAGGGGCAACAAACAGACUGCUUCCAUUCCUUGAUGCUGUUGGCUUUGAGUGUCCAGUGCAUUAUAAUCCUGCAGAUUAUGUUAUUGAAAUUCUACAUGACAGCUCCAAAGAGACCAUUGAUCAACUAGUCAACAGAGUGAAAAAUGGAAAAUGUUUGAUUACUGACCCAGAAGCAAAAUCAUCAUGUUCUUUCUCCUCUCAAGAGCUGAGCCUUACUGAAAGCCAAGAAGACUGGACGGAAAAUAAACUAAGUACAAAAUGCACUCCAUUUUUUGUGCAGUUUUCAGUAUUGUGGAAGAGAACAACAAUUCAGAUUAUGAGAAGUAAGGUUACGCUGCUAUUUCUCUUGGCUGCAUACGUUUCAGGAGGACUGGCAACAGGUCUUGCAUUCUUUCAGAUUGGUAACAAUGGAGAGAAACCCUUGGCACAUUUCAAUUUUAUGGCCACCACACUAGUUACUGCAAGCUAUGGCCAGAUUCUUGCACCAACUAUGAUGUAUCCAUCUGAGGUCACCCUGGUGAAGCGUGAAUGUAAAAAUGGCUGGUAUUCUUUGAAUUCCUAUGUGUUUGCAGUGACAACUGCAAGACUGCCAUUCAUGCAUGGAGUGGCUGUUGUCUAUGUCUUCUUCUCAUAUUUCCUUGCUGGACAACCCUUGGAACUGGACAGAUUCCUGUGGUACACACUUCUGUUCUUAAUUGUAUCAGUUGUUUCAGAGAGUUAUGGAUUAUUUUUUGGCAGUAUAUUUCGUCCUCAGAUGGGUGCAAUUAUUGCUCCUGCCUUUGUUUCUCCCCUUCUAGUCCUUUGGCAGUACAAUAUGGGAGCCUACCAUACUACUCCACUCUUCAUGAGAAUAAUUAUGAGCACAAGCUUCUUCCGACUAGGAAUGAUUGCUAUGAUUUUGGCACUCAUGGAGGAUAGAAAGCAAAUGGACUGCCCAGAAAUUUUUUGCCCAUUCAGCUACCCAAAAUCUUUGCUUGGGUUGGUGGGAGCUGAUGGUCAGGAUAUGACAGUAAAUAUUGCUGGUUUGUUGGCUAUGAUUCUGGUAGUUCGAGUAAUGUGGUAUCUUGCACUGAGGAUAAGAUUGUCUUCUGAUUUGUACAGCACAUGUUGUAACUAUGUGUAUAAACUUAAGAAGCGAUAGAAAAUUGACUUGACUGUUCUUUUCAUGGCAGUUUAUAAUGAAAAGAUAUUUUACUCAAAAAUGAGAUAAGGCUAGAACAAACUUGGGGUCUGCAAACUCUGUGUUUGGUUUUAAUGUAAAGAGAUGUGACGAGGUGCAGAGCCAAUUUCUAUACUGCCAUGUAAAAAGGUGCUGUAUACUGGCUGUGAUAUGAUCUGUGAUAAAUACACUUAGUUGAUAUUGUGUUUUAGAGUGUUACAUUUGAACACUGUGAGAUUUGUAUUCUACAUUAUUUAAACAAAAUAUUGAAAUAAAUAGACACACUUUUUUUUUGGAUAUGACAUUAAUACUUCUUAGAUUGGUGCAGUUCCAAAAUUGGCCAAUAACUCAGAAUGGUACAUAGUAUCUGUGAUGUUUUUAGAUUUCUUUUGAAUUACUUAACAAAUGAUAGUAGUAAUUUUCUCUGGUGAUACAUAGUUAUCACAGCCCUGUUUCAUUGCCUCUGAAAUUACUUGAAAGAUGCAUCAGUUUCUCUGAAAUUGAAAACCUUUUGUACA